CCCGCUCUAGCCUCUGCUCCUCUCGGUGGUGGAAGUUCCCGGCCAAGCUCGCUCUCGCAACCGGAGGCCUGGCGGAGGAGGCAGGGCCCGGGGCAGGGGGCGGUGCGUCGGGCGGGCUCUGGCCUCCGGCGAGCCACUGCGUGGGGACCGCGCAGCCGGGUGUGUGCAGUGGCCUCAGGGAUCCGAAAAUUGAGGACUGAAUCUCUCCUAACUAGUAAUGGGGCCCUGGAACCUGGGCUACUAGUGCCGCGCUUAGGGCUCCAGGUCGCUGGCUUCUGCACUUUCUUCGUCUCCAGAGUUGAAUAUCUGUUAUCUACGUCCUCAAACUUACUACUGCCCGACGUGCCAUGGCCCCCAAGCCGGGGGUUGAGUGGAGCACAGCCCUGUCCCAUCUGGUGCUGGGAGUGGUAUCUCUGCACGCAGCCGCGAGCACCGCCCAGGCAAGUCGAGGGGCUGCUGCUGGCUUCCUGCUCCAGGUCUUGGCGGCCGCCACCAUGCUGGCCCCAGGGCUGAGCACACAUGAAGACUGUCUUGCUGGAGCCUGGGUGGCCACCGUCAUCGGCCUGCCCCUUCUGGCGUUCGAUUUCCACUGGGUGAAUGGGGACCGCUCCUCUGCCAACCUGCUCCUGGGAGGAGGCAUGGUGCUAGCAGUGGCUGGCGGCCAUCUCGGCCCUGAGGGCCGCUCUGUGGCUGGUCAGGCAAUGCUGUUGGUGGUCGCAGUGACCAUCCUCAUUGUGGCUGUCUUCACGGCCAACACUUAUGGGAUGUGGGGGGGUGCGAUGCUGGGUGUAGCAGGCCUCUUGAGCCGGCUGGAGGAGGACAGGCUGUUGCUGCUACCGAAGGAGGAUGUCUGUCGCUGGGCCCUGGCUGCAGGCAGCUGGGCUUACUGCCGGGCCCUGCAUACACAGCGCCUGCAAUGGGAGUGACAGCUGGAUACAGCAAGGCAGGGUUUCUGCCCUGCCGACCGCUUCCCCUCCCACCUGCCAGCUCCUGGGGCUUUUCUCCCCUAGGAGUAGACUCUCCUGCCCACUGAAAUGGGCUUGCUGCACAUUGACUGAUCAGGGGCAGAGUCUGGGUGCUGUCCUUUGGCCAUCUGUGGGGACUUGUCUAGACCAAAAUGAAAGGGACAGGGUCCCAGAUACAUUUGGGGGCCCUGAUUCUGGGCUAGACGUGGUUGUGGAUCCAGAGAAGAGGCCUAGUCUCCAAUAAAUCUUAGGAAUUUUGCAGGAAU
Molecule: messenger RNA, 1231 nt
Organism: Sapajus apella (tufted capuchin)
Lineage: Eukaryota; Metazoa; Chordata; Mammalia; Primates; Cebidae
Product: cysteine and histidine-rich protein 1-like
Exons: 3
Coding region: 348-926 (192 amino acids)
Source: RefSeq, a predicted model, not a curated record